AUGACAACAACAGAUAUUAUCCUUACCGUGGCGUUCUCUGUGAUUGUUUUGAUCAAUCUCAUUGGUAAUGGUUUGGUGUGCUUAGUGGUUUUGCGAUUUCACGGCAUGAAAGCACCACUAAAUUACCUGCUGGUAAACCUCGCUGUGUCGGACAUGAUGGUGGCUCUUGCUAUUACUCCACAGUACGUGGUCAAAUGGGCAUUUCACCACCCAAACGGCACUGCAGGAGACUACAUGUGCAAAUUCAUUACUGGAGGAAGCUUUAUUUGGAUUGGAGGAGCGGCGUCCGCCUUUUCUUUAGCAGCGGUCGCAGUUGAGCGCUACCUUACAGUUGUUCGUCCCCGUGGCGAGCUUCCAGGACGUAGAAAUAGGCGUCGAUUAACUGCUGCCAUAAUGGGUAGUUGGAUUUAUUCCCUGGUUUUCAACUUGCCAUGGUUCUUUGUUGUUCACUAUGAAGAUAGUAAAUUUCACUGCAUGGAGGAGUGGCCGAAUAAAACACUGGCUAAAGCAUACACUGUUGGUGCCUUCUUCUUCUUCGGAGUAAUUCCCAUGGGAGUUAUGGCACCAUUGUACUCGAAAAUUCUCAGCAGGGUUUGGAAAAGAGGGGAGCGUACACCCUUGUUACUUACGACCGACCAAGAUAAACUCAAAAGAAAACUAAAGGUGACUAGAAUGGUGGCAGUGAUUAGCAUCUUGUACACAGUGUGUUGGUUACCAAAUUUAGUACUAUACAUGCUGUCUCAGUUUGAGCCUGACCUUUAUGCAUACGGCUCAAACACCUACAUUACCUCGGUUGUUCUUGUAGGUCUUAACUCUGCCACGAAUCCUUUUAUUUACACUCUUUGUAGCAGCAAUUUUCGUCGAAACAUCAGGGGAGCACUC
Messenger RNA from Porites lobata, 882 nucleotides. The record is from the annotation of a GenBank genome assembly. Lineage: Eukaryota; Metazoa; Cnidaria; Anthozoa; Scleractinia; Poritidae.